GGCCCAUGAAAGAGAUUCUCAAACCCACUACCCGGCCCAUAAAGCAAGUUUUUUCCGAAAAAAAUAACAUUAAGAAUGACGCCAUUUUAAUCCCAGUUUAAAAUCCGAGAAGCCGAGCAAUGAGUACCUCCUCCACUGAAUUCAAAUAAAAGACGGCCAGUCCACGGCGGAGUAUCAGUUUCCAAACCGAGCGGAGUUGCUGUGAUCACCGUCAUAAAAUAAAAAAGAUAGACAGACAGAUGCUCUUGGUUAGUUGAAAGAAGGAAGAAAAGAUAAUGUCUUCAGGGUUUGGAAAGAAAGCAGGACCAACCCAAUCUUCAUUAUCCGAAUCUCCUUUUGGUCCUCCUCAGCCUCCUUUUCCCCAUUUUCCUCCCAGGGUUUCGGAAGCUGUGCGGUCACCGCCGAUAACUUAUCAAGACCCUUUUCUUGCUACCACUCCUUACCAAUCAACCGGGAUCCUCAGGAGGCCGGAAGCUGUUGAAAGAUCACGGUCGCCUCCAUCCCGUCCGACUACAACCCCUUCUCACCCAUCCAGUGAGCCCUCGUUCAAUCAGUUUCCUCCUUCUAGAUGGGUCAAUGAGCAAGGAUCCUUGUUUAAUGAUGCUUCUGCAGUCGCGUCACUUGUUGCUUCACGUAAUUCUGGAACUAGUGUAACUGCUAAAGGUGCUAGAUUUCAGGACCUGAAGAGGGCCAGAUCACCUCCGCCACAUUCUAUUGAUGAAGGCAUUGCGAGAAAUCCCACUCAAAAUUUCAUUCCAAGCCCUUCAGAUUUUCAUGCUGGCAGUGGGAAUCACUCGGUACCACCAAGAACAAGAUCACCUCCUUUGGCUUUUGAAAGCAAUAAAACAGCUAAGCAUGCUAGUCGUCCUUUUGGCCAAGGCCAACAGCCUACUUUGCCUCCAUCUGCAUGGGAUGAUCAGCCCAAGUUGCCAGGAAAUUACCCUGACUUGCUGGCUCACCAAGACCCGUCAACCCUAUCUUAUGCAGGCUCUCACGAUUCUAUCCAUGCCUCAAAGAGAACUAGGUCACCGCCUGUUUUACCAGCUACUGAAGUUCCACAUAAUAACAAUCUUCCUGUUCAAAAGGAAUAUAAAAGGACUUCUGUGUCUCCUCCUAGGUUAGGUAGUAGGUCAAAUGCUAUUUUCAGCACCUCAAAUUCUCAAAUUCCUCAAAGGAAUUUUCCGUCUGUAAAUGCUACUGUUGAUGCCGCUCCCACCAAGACCACCAGCUUUGCUAUGUCAAAAAGAACAAGAUCAUCACCCUUCCCUUUAGCUGAUAAAGUCUCUCUGGAAAACUCAUAUUCCACCCAAGAUGAUGCAGAAAGAGAGAUACAAGCAAAGGCAAAGCGGUUAGCUCGAUUCAAGGCAGAAUUAAGUGAUGAUUUUGAAAAUAGCCGAGAUGCUGCUGACCAGAAGAUUUCUGCAAGUGGACGUGAGCAGGCUGUCAUUGGAAGGCAAAAUUUUUAUGGUGGUCACUCUAUUGAAUCAGCAGGGGAUUUAAGCAACAGCAAUAUUUCACCAGAGUUUGAUGGGUCCGAAACACCCACCAUUAUUGUUGGGUUAUGUCCGGAUAUGUGUCCUGAGUCAGAAAGGGCAGAAAGAGAAAGGAAAGGGGAUCUUGACCAUUAUGAGCGCUUGGAUGGAGAGAGAAAUCAAACCAACAAAUUUCUUGCUGUUAAGAAGUAUAAUAGGAUGGCAGAGAGGGAAGCAAACUUCAUACGUCCCUUGCCAAUCCUGCAGAAGACUAUUGAUUAUUUGAUCAAUUUGCUCGAUCGGCCUUAUGAUGAUAACUUUCUUGGCAUGUAUAACUUCUUAUGGGAUAGGAUGCGAGCAAUCCGAAUGGACCUCAGGAUGCAGCACAUUUUUAGCCAAGAGUCUAUAACUAUGCUGGAGCAAAUGAUAAGGCUUCAUAUAAUUGCCAUGCAUGAGUUAUGCAAAUACAAAACAGGAGAGGGGUCAAUUGAGGGAUUUGAUGCGCACCUUAACAUUGAACAGAUGAACAAAACUUCAGUUGAACUUUUUCAAAUGUAUGAUGACCACCGGAAGAAAGGGAUUAAUGUGCCAACAGAAAAAGAAUUUCGUGGUUAUUAUGCACUUCUCAAACUAGAUAAGCAUCCUGGAUAUAAAGUUGAACCUGCAGAACUCUCACUGGAUCUUGCAAAGAUGACACCAGAGAUAAGGCAAACCCCAGAAGUGCUUUUUGCUCGUAAUGUAGCAAGGGCUUGUAGAACAGGUAACUUUAUUGCCUUUUUUCGGCUUGCAAGGAAAGCAAGUUACCUUCAAGCAUGCUUAAUGCAUGCUCACUUUGCAAAGUUACGAACCCAGGCACUUGCUUCUUUGCAUUCUGGUCUACAAAAUAACCAAGGUCUCCCUGUUGGCCUUAUUGCCAAGUGGCUUGCAAUGGAGGAAGUAGAAAAACUUCUGGAGUAUCAUGGCUUUGCCAUAAGGGAAUUUGAAGAACCAUAUAUGGUGAAGGAUGGCCUGUUUCUCAAUGCUGACAAGGAUUACCCAAUCAAGUGCUCAAACCUUGUUCAUAUGAAAAAAUCAAAAAGGAUUGUUGAUGAUGUUUCACCACCUUCUCAGAGGGUAACAUUGCCUGAUGCAGCAGCUAAAGAGAUACAGCCUCUUAUGAUCUACAAGCGUGAAACAAAGGCUGUUCCUUCUGCUUUUGUGGAUGCAAAGAGUUUUGCCAGUGAAAUUGAUGAAGAAAUUCCUGACUUUGAAGUUGUUGCAUCCCCAAGUAUUGGAGCACAGGUGGAUCCAAUGAACGAAGAGCCUUUGGUUAACCAAAUGAGUCAAGAUGAUCAUCAGGGAGCUAGUGCCUAUAUCUUUCCAUGGGGUGAAUCCUGGGCUCAUAGCUCCCCUGAAGCUCUGCCAGCUAAGCUUGGAAUUGUGGAGAAGCCAAACCACGAUGCUCUUUUCAUAGUCUCUCCUAAGAGAAAGAUGCCUUCUAGCAUGGAAGAAAUGUCGUUACCAAUUAUGUCAAGAACAGGUUUGCUAGAGAGAUCCCCGAGUGAAAAAUAUGGUUAUAACUGGGAGAACUCAACUUCCCAGAUUGUGGCUAUUAAUGAAUCAAGAGAUGAAGAACCUUUUGAUAUAAAUCAAGCAAGUGAAAAUGAUGAGGUUAUGGAAAGUAAUGAAGAUGAAGAAAUUGCUCAGGCAAAACUUAAGUUGAUUCUAAGGUUAUGGAGGCGGCGAUCUUUAAAGCGAAGGGAGUUGCGUGAGCAAAGGCAAAUGGCAGCAAAUGCUGCACUAAGUUCGUUGUCAUUGGGACCACCAAUUCGACAGGCCAGAGAUCAAUCUAUCACUGCUACUGUAUUUGACAUCAAUCAUGUCAUGAGGGAGAGGUAUGAAAAACAUGAACAAUCAUGGUCAAGGCUGAAUGUUUCAGAUGAGAUCGCAGAUGUUCUUAUCAGAAGAUACCCAGAUGCCAAAUGUCUCUGCUGGAAAAUUAUUUUAUGUUCUCAGAUCAACAACCAGGGAGACAGACUUGGGCAGAGAUGCCAGGUUAUGCAAGGGGCAGCUGACUCAUGGGUGUUUUCAAAGCUCAUGCCUUCUGCAAAAGAUAAUGAUGAUUGUGAUCUGCUUAUUUCAUCUCCUGGCCUGGCAAUAUGGAGAAAAUGGCUUCCAAGUCAAUCUGGUAAUCACGUAAACUGCUGCCUGGCAGUUGUUAAGGAUUUUAAAUUUGACAAUUUGAAUGAGAAAGUAGAUGGAGAAGUAGAUGGAGCAAGUGCGGUUAUCUUCCUUGUAUCUGAAAGCAUCCCAUGGAAUAUUCAAAAAAUCCAACUUCGUAAACUUCUAGCAUACAUCCCUUCCGGUUCCAAAUUGCCCCUUCUUGUCUUAAGUGGUUCAAAUUAUGAAGAGGAUGCGGAUCUUUCUUCUAUUAUAGUCAAUGAACUGGGCCUUCUGGAUAUUGACAAAUCACAGAUUAGUAGUUUUUCAAUUGUUUUCCUUACUGAAGACAAACAAGUGGAAAUGUGGGAUGGAUUUUUCAGUGACAUGCGAUUAAGGGAAGGACUACGGUGGUUGGCAAAUGAAUCACCAAGACAACCUGAUGUUCACUGUGUAAAAACACGGGAUUUGGUUCUAACCCAUUUAAAUCCUUUGUUGGAUGUCCUUGAAAACAUGAGGGAUAAUGAGGUAAGUCCAAACCAUUGUAUCUCAGCCUUCAAUGAAGCCUUGGAUUGGUCUCUGGGAGAAAUUGCUGCUGCUGCCAAAUCAAAUCCUACCAAUUGGCCUUGUCCUGAGAUUGCCUUGCUGGAGAAUUGCUGCGAUGAGCUAUUGGUGAUGAACUGGUACUUGCCAAGCAUAGGUUGGAGCUUGGCAGAAAGAAUUGAACCCUUUUUAAGUGCAAUAAGGGACUGUAAACUUCCUAAUUUUCCUGAUACCAUACCUUGGUUGAAUAAAGGUGCAAAUACGUUCAAUGAGAUUGAAGACCUGAGAUCUCAGCUUGAGAAUUGCUUUGUGACAUACCUGACUGAGUUAAGUGGGAUGAUGGGUAUUCUUUUAGCUUCAAAAGAGGCAUAUGUAAUGCUACAAAGAAGUGCUCGACUUGAGCUUCAUGACUCAAGCUACUAUAUAGUUCCCAAGUGGAUUAUGAUUUUUAGACGGAUUUUUAAUUGGCGAUUAACGAGUUUAUCCAGUGGAGCUUUCUCGUCAGCCUUCAUUUUAAGAUGUCAUGAUGUUGAUGCAGCUUCAAGAAUUCCCUAUGAGCUGCAGCUUGAAGGAGGGAGAUCUUUACCUUAUCUAAUUGAACCUACCCUUGAUGAAGUAAUUGAUGCUGGCUGCAGCCUCUUUAUGUCAGGAAGGUAUCAAGGACACACACAAACUUUUCAGCCUCUACCAAGGACAAUUUCAAAUGGUGAUGUUUGUAAGGACACUAACACGAGUGACUUGGUGGAUAACCAAAGAACUUCAGCACAAAAUGGCAAUUUGUGUGAGACAGAGAACAUUGAUCCUGUAAGUAAUCAAUUAAACACUACUGGUAGUGCUGAGGUUGUGUUUUCCAGGAAAGUAACCAAAGAAGCUGACAAAUUAAGCAAGUUGUUGGAGCAGUGUAACGUAGUGCAAAAUUCAAUAGGUGAGAAGCUUUCCGUUUAUUUCUGAUAUUAGGCAACGAAUUUGGUUUCCCUGAACAUAUCCUUGAUUUUAAAAGGAGGGGAGGGUCUUGUAUCCCUAGUUCUGUACUAUACUUGCGAAUUGCCGUGUAUUUGUGAAAGAUAGUAGUAGAUAGUAGUGAAGAGCUCUGUUUAACUGCUCAAUUGCACUUGUGACGAUAUGUGUUGUUUUCCUCUUUGACAGGAAAAAAGAAAGGUUUUGCAAUAUUUGAACUUGUUCUAAAUACAAGACUAACAUUUAGUAACU
Messenger RNA from Populus euphratica (Euphrates poplar), 5363 nucleotides. It is a transcript of the gene SAC3B, whose product is annotated as SAC3/GANP/Nin1/mts3/eIF-3 p25 family. Gene Ontology annotation, biological process: mRNA export from nucleus. The coding region runs from base 276 to 5105 and encodes 1609 amino acids. The record is from RefSeq and is a predicted model, not a curated record. NCBI's taxonomy places the organism in Eukaryota, Viridiplantae, Streptophyta, Magnoliopsida, Malpighiales, Salicaceae. The transcript has 16 exons. Gene Ontology annotation, cellular component: transcription export complex 2; nucleus; cytoplasm.